Molecule: messenger RNA, 1574 nt
Organism: Protobothrops mucrosquamatus (brown spotted pit viper)
Lineage: Eukaryota; Metazoa; Chordata; Lepidosauria; Squamata; Viperidae
Gene: OXA1L
Product: OXA1L mitochondrial inner membrane protein
Exons: 10
Coding region: 36-1280 (414 amino acids)
Biological process (GO): mitochondrial respiratory chain complex IV assembly; protein insertion into mitochondrial inner membrane from matrix
Cellular component (GO): mitochondrial inner membrane
Molecular function (GO): membrane insertase activity
Source: RefSeq, a predicted model, not a curated record
CCGGGUCCUCCGCGGCGGCGGUCAAGUCGGAGACCAUGGCGGCUUUCGCGGCGCUGCGGCGAGCGUGGAUCGCGGCGGGGGCGCUUCACCCUCAGGUUCCCAGAACAUCCACCCCUCUGAGAUGGUCCCAGGUCAAAAGCCGGUUGGCUUCCCCGCAGCAGUCUCAGAACUGCCACGUUGUGCUUUUCAGGCCCGCAAUCCGACAUCAGAGCACCGCAGCGGCUGCAGGCGCGCAGGUUGCUCAAGCUGCAGCACCUGCGCCGGUAGAGACAGUCCUACCUUUAGAGGAACUUAGCCAGGUUGCGGAAGAAUCGACUUUGGCCGAACUGGGUCUGGGAGGCUUCAGUCCCGUGGGUCUAAUCAUGAAGAUUUUGGAGUCUUUCCACCUGGACCUGGGGCUGCCUUGGUGGGGAGCCAUCGUAGGAGGCACGGUCCUGGCCCGCUGUUUGGUCUUCCCCCUGAUUGUGAAGAGCCAGCGACAGGCGGUCCUCCUCAAUAACCAUUAUCCCCAAAUGAGCGAGAUGAAUUCCAGAAUCACUGACGCCAGGAAGUCGGGGAAUCGGAAAGAAUUUAUGAAGGCUUACACGGAACUGAACCAGUAUCAGAAACAGCAUAAUCUUAAUCCUAGAGCAGGAUUCCUCGCACCCUUGAUCCAGACACCCAUUUUCAUCUCGUUCUUCUUUGCCCUGCGCAAAAUGGCGGAGUGUCCUGUGCCCAGCAUGCAGACAGGGGGGCUCUGGUGGUUCACGGACCUCACAGCCCCGGAUCCUUACUACGCUCUACCCCUGAUAACAACUGCCACCAUGUGGGCUGUUCUGGAGUUUGGGGCAGAAACUGGAGUCUCCAAUCCGAGUUACCACGUGAUGAAAACAGUUUUCCGAGUGAUGCCUCUCCUGUUGUUGCCGAUCACGAUCAACUUCCCAACGGCCAUUUUCAGCUACUGGUUGACGUCCAACCUGUACUCGCUGGGACAAGUGUUACUGUUACGUUCGCCCUCCGUCCGCACCUUCCUCCGCAUGCCUAAACCGGAAAUUCACAAGCCCGCAGCGGGACAGGCCCCGAAAGGAUUAUUUGACAGUUUCAAAACGGGAUGGGAGAGCUUCCAGGCCAAAAGACGAUUACAGGAACGAGAGGACCGCAUCAAAAAUCACCUGACUUUAGCGGCGGCGGGGCCGCUGCGUCAGACCUUUACCGAGAACCCUUUGAAGGACCUGCAGCUUGAGUCUAGCAAGACGACAACGACGACGAAAAAGAGACCCUGGGAAGACACAUUAAUCUGAAGGCAACAGGACUCUACUCCCAUUUCCUCUCGGGUUCCUUAUCCCCUCGUCUCAUAGUUCAGAGGUCCCCAACCCCGGAGCCAUAGACCAGUACCGGGCCGCGGCAUGCCGAAAACCGGACCGUGCAAAAAAGCGAAGCUCCAUCCGUGGGAGGCAGGGAGCACACAAAACCAUGCCAUGCUCCGGUCCGUGGGGGAAAAAAUCCUCUCUCCUCGGAGGAAGCGGUCCCCGGUGCUCCCAAGGUUGGGGGGCACUGUCAUUGUUCCAUUCAUCACUAAUAAAGGAUGCUCUCUU